AUGAGGCUAUUACAUUUAUAUGAAGCGAGCUUGAAGAGAAGACCCAAAACCACGAACGCGAUAAUGACAGGUGCGUUAUUUGGGAUUGGUGAUGUGUCUGCUCAAUUGCUGUUCCCAACAUCCAAAAUAGACAAGGGCUAUGAUUAUAAAAGGACAGCUAGAGCUGUCGUUUAUGGUUCUUUGAUUUUUUCCUUUAUAGGAGACAAGUGGUACAAAAUCUUGAAUAACAGGAUCUAUAUGCGUAAUAAGCCCCAAUACCACUGGUCUAAUAUGGUUUUGCGGGUAGCUGUCGAUCAGUUGGCGUUCGCGCCGCUAGGUUUGCCAUUUUAUUUCACCUGUAUGUCCAUCAUGGAAGGUAGAUCGUUUGAUGUAGCCAAGUUGAAAAUUAAAGAACAAUGGUGGCCUACACUUUUGACUAAUUGGGCAGUUUGGCCAGUUUUCCAAGCGGUUAAUUUUUCUGUUGUUCCCUUACAACAUAGGUUACUAGCCGUUAAUGUUGUUGCGAUAUUCUGGAACACUUACUUAUCUUAUAAGAAUUCAAAGGUCACGGAGGAGUACAAGGUUCCUGUUCAUUAUCCUCCCGUGGUCGAAUAA
Messenger RNA from Saccharomyces paradoxus, 594 nucleotides. It is a transcript of the gene SYM1, whose product is annotated as ethanol metabolism protein. The coding region runs from base 1 to 594 and encodes 197 amino acids. The transcript has a single exon. Lineage: Eukaryota; Fungi; Ascomycota; Saccharomycetes; Saccharomycetales; Saccharomycetaceae. Gene Ontology annotation, cellular component: cytoplasm; membrane; mitochondrion. The record is from RefSeq and is a predicted model, not a curated record.